AUGCAACAAAUUUGUUCAAAUGUUAUAGAAACUGAAACAUCAACAUCUUUUGUGACUAAAAACAUCUCUUCUGUAUCAUCAUGUUCACCAUCAUUAUCAUCAGAUAUUAUUCUUGAAUCUGAAACAAUAUUAAAUCGAACAGUUCGUUCAUUUGGUCUUCUUCUAUGUACAUUUUUAUUACUAACUAAUUGGCUACGUUUGGGCAUAUACUUAUUUCCAAAAUUCUAUCCAAAUAUUAUACAAUAUUCAUCAAAUUUAUGUUUUAUACAAAGUUUUUCUCUUCAUGUUUUAACAUUAUUUCAUUUAAAUUUAACCAUUGGUAUACGUCUUCUAUGGCAUUAUUGUUUUAUAUUCAAUAAAUAUUGGCAAACAAUAACAUAUCGUCGUGUAUUAAUACUUUUUCUAUGUAUUUUCAUUGGUUCAUGUAUAUUUACAUGGCCAAGUAUAAGUGAUGAAUGGGCAUCAAUUAUAUUUGAUCAAAUAUUAAAUAUAUGUAUUGUUAAUUAUAGAUUCCGUGUCUCAUAUACAUUUUUUGUUUUAUCAUUUACUUGUAUAAUUCCAUAUUUACUAUUAAUCAUAUCACAUAAUCGACAAAUGAAAUCUAUGAAACAUCGAAUGUUAAAAUAUUUUUCAACAUUUAAAAUUAAUCAACAUAAACAAAAAUUGAAUAUAAUUCGACGAAAAAGACACUUUCAAUAUGCUUCAUAUAUCAUUCUCAUCUGGUCAUUUAUUAAUAUUCUACUUUUAAUAUGCAUACAUAUACCAAUAGAACAUGGAAUAAUAAUAAAAUCUAUAAUAUAUUAUGUACAAAUAAGUGCGUUUCUUAUUGAUCCAAUUUUGUAUAUAUUUAUUUUUCGUUCUCUAUCCAUUAUUACUUUAUUACGACCGACUGAUGAAUUUGAGUUUUGA
Rotaria sp. Silwood1 is the source of this 909-nucleotide messenger RNA. Lineage: Eukaryota; Metazoa; Rotifera; Eurotatoria; Philodinida; Philodinidae. The record is from the annotation of a GenBank genome assembly.